AUGGCCUCUCUCCCCCCCUCGGUCCCCGCAACCCACGCCGCCAUAGCCAUCACCGCUCUAGGGAAGCCCGUCGAGCAGGUCACGGUGCCAACAAUCCCGCCCUCCGCGGGCGAGGUCCUCGUCCGCGUAACCCACACCUCCUCCACGCCGGUGGACCUGCACCGCGUCGCGGGAGGGCUGCGCGUGCCCCCGGAGGACGGCGGGAAGGCCUUCAUCCUGGGCAUCACGGUGGGCGGCACCGUCGUCGCCGUCGGGCCCGGGACCGCAACCGGCCUGCGCGUCGGCGACCGCGUCUUCGGCUUCGUGCAGGACGGCAGCGACCGCGAGGCCGCCUUCCAGGAGUACGCCACCGUCCCCGCCUGGAAGCUCGGCCGCGUGCCCGACCGCGUCGACAUGCACGCCGCCGUCGCCGUCCCCGCCAACCUGGUCACCGCCGUGCACACGGUCGUGGCCGACCUCGGGCUGCCGCUGCCCUGGCCCGUCCCCGGGGCCGAAGUCGCCGCCGCCGCCGCCGACGACGACGACAAGGAGGAGGAGGUCGUGCUCGUGUGGGGCGCCGCGAGCAGCGUGGGCAUGUACGUCCUGCAGGUCCUGCGGCACUGGGGAUACCGACACGUGCUGGCCGUCGCGGCGGGCAAGCACCACGAGACCCUCAGGGGGCUCGGGGCGAGGGCGUGCUUCGACUACCGGGAGGGGGACGCCGCCGGGGCGGUGGCGGCGUAUCUUGAUAGGGUCGUGCGGAGGAGCAGCAGCAGCAGGCCGGGAAGGCCCCGGCUGCCGUACGUCGUCGACUGCAUCGGCUCUCGCGAGGGCUCCCUGCGGCCGCUGACCAGGAUCGCCGAGAAGGGAACCAGGGUGGCCGUCAUGCUGCCCGUCAUCAACGUGCACGCCGGCAAGGACCGGGCGGCGGAGCUGGAGAUGGACGUGAACAAAGCGUUGCCCGGGGAAUGGAAGGACGGCGUUGAGCUCCGGGGCGUCAGGACCUUCCUCUACCACAAGAACGAGUUUCUUAGGGACCAUCUCCAACCAGAGAUAGUCCCGGCUCUACUAGAACAGGGCGUGAUUGAGCCUAACAAACAGAGGGUGGUAGAAGGGAAGACGUUGCUUGAGCGGGCACAGAAAGCGCUCGACUUGCUUCGAGAUCAGGCCGUGUCCGGGGAGAAGCUUGUCUGGAGAGUGGCAGAUUGA
Molecule: messenger RNA, 1188 nt
Organism: Thermothelomyces thermophilus ATCC 42464
Lineage: Eukaryota; Fungi; Ascomycota; Sordariomycetes; Sordariales; Chaetomiaceae
Exons: 2
Coding region: 1-1188 (395 amino acids)
Molecular function (GO): oxidoreductase activity, acting on NAD(P)H
Source: RefSeq, a predicted model, not a curated record